Molecule: messenger RNA, 2490 nt
Organism: Diachasma alloeum
Lineage: Eukaryota; Metazoa; Arthropoda; Insecta; Hymenoptera; Braconidae
Gene: Raf
Product: raf homolog serine/threonine-protein kinase Raf
Exons: 2
Coding region: 46-2355 (769 amino acids)
Biological process (GO): signal transduction; protein phosphorylation
Molecular function (GO): protein kinase activity; ATP binding
Source: RefSeq, a predicted model, not a curated record
CAGUAGGUUGGGUUAAUCGCCCACAAUGGUUCACCAAGUUGUAAUAUGGCCGUAAUCGGCGUAUCGAAAUUCAACUCGGUCAAUGAUAACCAAAUAUCGUCGAGAUCGAACGGUCCGUGGUGUGUCGUCGUCACAGACGAUAUUACGUUCAACCGUCGACAAGUUAUCAACAAUUGCGACAUUAAAAAGUCGCAAUACAAUAAAGUUGUUGGAUGCGUUAUGUCUUCACCGUCACAUCGCGGCAACAACCAACAUUAUGAGGGAGAUAUCAGUGAUCCCGAUGAUGCUUAUAUUGAUACUGAUCCAGUCAGGUAUGAAUUACGAAAUAUUCAAAAUGUCAUACACGUGACAAGACAGAAUAUUGAUGCGUUGAACAGCCGUUUCGCUGCAUUCCAGCAUCCACCCUCGAUAUACCUGACUGAGUAUCAAGAAUUAACAAGUAAACUUCAUGAAUUGGAAUCUAAAGAGCACAAGCUCAAUGAACUACUCAAUUCGGCAAGUAGUGGUACAUCCGGUUGUGAUGAUUUGCAAUUAUCGGAGCGGUACAAGUGCCCGAGAACACCUCUCAAAUCGUUACUCAGGGCACACUUGCCCAAUCAACAGAGAACAAGUGUACAGGUGCGAGAGGGAAUGGCGCUCCGUGACGCCCUAGCAAAAGCAAUGAAGCUCCGCAACUUAACAACGGAGAUGUGUAUCGUGUACAUACUGGACCCAGACGGUUCAAAGCACCCAAUCCCCUGGGACACAGACAUAUCGUCCCUGGAGUGUGACGAAAUAUCCGUCGAGAUAUCUGACAAAUUUCCCAUAGCCACCUCAAUGUCCCACAAUUUCGUGCGCAAGACCUGGUUCUCCCUGGCCUUCUGCGAGUGCUGUAGAAAAUUGUUAUUCCAAGGUUUCUACUGUCGUACCUGUAACUACAAAUUCCACCAGAGAUGCACUGGUGGUGUUCCACCCCUGUGCACCCAAGUGCGAAUGUUGGACGAUUAUUUUCGUGCAUUACUGGCGCACAAUCCGGAGGCAACAACUGGAAUUCUCCCCUCGGGCUACACCUUCAACCGAAGUAUGUCGCCAUCACUGGGUCCCUCGCGUCAGAAGCACCCCAGAACCCUGGCCCAGCAGGACAGAUCGAGUUCAGCGCCAAACGUCUGCUUCAACAUGGUUAAACCAGGGGGUGAGCCCAUAAUGGUGGACGACUACUCGAGAUCUCAGAGUUUAAAUCGCCCAGUGGAGGCAGGCCAGUCGCCAGUGUCACCAAGCUGCAGUCCAACGAAGCACAGCCAGUCGACCCAAGCAAGUCCCACCAGCACACUGCGACCAAAACGACCGAGAGCCAAGUCAGCUGACGAGUCAUCGAAGAAUCUCCUGGCUCCAAGGGAGUCCAUCGAGGACUGGGAAAUCCCAGCUGACGAGAUCCUAGUGGGUCCCAGGAUUGGCUCUGGCUCCUUUGGGACUGUCUACAAGGCCCACUGGCAUGGCCCUGUCACUGUCAAGACCCUCAACGUCAAGAUACCCACCACCUCGCAGCUGCAAGCCUUCAAGAACGAAGUCGCCGUUCUGAGGAAGACUCGUCACGUCAACAUUCUGCUGUUCAUGGGCUGCGUCAGCAAGCCACAGCUGGCCAUUGUCACCCAGUGGUGCGAGGGCUCCUCUCUUUACAAGCAUCUCCACGUGUUCGAGUCCAAGUUCGAGCUGCUGACCCUCAUCGAGAUUGGGAGGCAGACCGCCCAGGGGAUGGAUUACCUUCACGCCAAGAACAUCAUUCACAGGGACUUGAAGAGCAACAACAUCUUUCUUCAUGACGAUCUCACUGUGAAGAUUGGGGACUUUGGACUGGCCACUGCCAAGACCAGGUGGUCUGGGACUCAACAGUCCAAUCAGCCCACUGGCUCCAUCCUCUGGAUGGCACCCGAGGUCAUCAGAAUGGACGAGAAAAAUCCCUACAGCUUUCAGUCCGAUGUCUACGCCUUCGGGGUCGUUCUCUUCGAACUUCUCGCUGGACAAUUGCCCUAUUCAAAUAUUAACAAUAAGGACCAAAUACUGUAUAAGGUGGGGAGGGGCUACUUAAAACCUGAUUUGAAUAAACUCAGGUCCGACACACCCAAGGUACUCAAACGUCUCACCGAGGAGUGCAUCAAAUUCUCCAGGGAUGAGAGACCCAUAUUCAGGCAAAUUCAUGGCAAUCUUGAGGGACUCAUCAGGGGUUUACCGAAAAUUACUAGGUCCACGUCGGAGCCCAAUCUUAAUAGGACUCAAUUGCAGUCUGAUGAUUUUCUUUAUGCUUGUGCGUCACCCAAGACACCUGUUAAUUUUCAGUUUGGCGCAUUUCCGUUUUGUCCCAUUGGGGGGAAUAUUUAAGGGGUGGAGACUAUUCUACAUCACGAAAGACUAUUUUAAUGGUAUUAUGGGGGGAGAAUUUAGGGGGAAACCUGGGGAAUUUGUUGGAAAAUUCUGUUUUUUUUGAGGAUUUUAGUGAAAAAUAAUUUUUCUGAU